This is a messenger RNA of Halteromyces radiatus, 2775 nucleotides long. RefSeq lists its product as uncharacterized. The coding region runs from base 43 to 2700 and encodes 885 amino acids. The transcript has 19 exons. The record is from RefSeq and is a predicted model, not a curated record. Gene Ontology annotation, biological process: proteolysis; glutathione catabolic process. NCBI's taxonomy places the organism in Eukaryota, Fungi, Mucoromycota, Mucoromycetes, Mucorales, Cunninghamellaceae. Gene Ontology annotation, molecular function: peptidase activity; protein binding.
UUUUUCCAUUAAAAAUAUUCAGCUUGAUAAGGGAUAACAACAAUGGGAAUUGACUCACCAGACAUUAAUAGAAUAGAAAGUCCAACCCCUUUAGGUAGCAUAUCCAAAUUUGCUCCUUCUAAUACUAUUUAUCCUAGUCGAUGUAUUCAUACUAUUUCUCAAGAAGAUGAAAGCUCUGUUUUAUCAUUAGUUUGCAGUGACAAGUACUUAUUCAGUGGUAGUCAAGGAUUCAUUAUUCAUGUGUGGGAUCUACAAACUUUUUCUUUGGUAAAGAUAUUGGAAGGACAUCGUGGUAGUGUCUUGGGUUUAGCUUUAUCAACAGAUCAACAAUGGUUAUUCAGUUGUUCAGGUGAUGGUACAGUUCGAGUAUGGGAUACAGAAACUCUUAAUUGUGCCUAUUUGAUUCAAUCUUGUCAUGAUGUUGGGGAUAUCUUUUCUGUAGUCUACUCUGAUGUCUCUAAUAUGUUUAUCUUUGGAAGUCAAAAUACAAGUAUUCAGUGGUACGAUUUUGAUGACCCUCAAACUCAUGGUGCAACAACGGAUGUUCCUGUAAUUCCCAUCUCUCUUCGAAAUAGUCAAAAAUCAAAGUUUUUCAGCAAUGAUACUGAUGGAUAUGAUGGAUAUAAUCACAAUGUUAUGGAUGAAGAUGUAAUCAAAUGUGUGGUCCGAGAAAAGAAUGUUUACAGUAAUGCUCAUGAUGGUUAUGUUUACUGUUUGCUACACUCAACCAAUAUACCCAAUGUAGAUGGUGAAGUAAUCAUUAGCGGUUCAGGUGAUGGUGAUGUCAAAAUCUGGCCCAUUCAGCAUGGUGAAUUGAAACAUUUACGAACUCUUCGUGGUAACUCGGAUAAAGGUGUUCUUAGCUUGGCAUUAUCUGAUGAUGGUUAUUUAUUCUGUGGUGUACAAGAAGGCGAUGUUCAGAUUUGGGAUCUUGAAACUUAUCAAAUGAUUCGGUCUGUAAUGGCACAUUCGGAUGAUGUUUUGGCCGUAUCAUUACAAGGGAACAAUUUGAUCAGUGCUUCUGCUGAUGGAACUAUCAAGAUAUGGACUGAAGGAUUCGAAUUUAGGGAAGCAAUGUCUGACCAUGAAGGUUUUGUAUUAUCUAUGACAACCUCCAAAGAUUGUCUCAUCACUGGCAGCAGUGAUCACUCUAUCAAAUUCUGGAGCAUUCCUACAUUUUCUUCUGUACCUGAACACUUUAGACGGAAUUCAGUGACUCAAAACGAUCUCUCAAAUGACACAUUAUUGUAUACCUUGGAUCGAUGGGUUAGUAUGCGAACUGUCAGUGGCAAUGUCAAAUAUAUGGAAGAAUGUCGAAGGGGUGCACGUUUCCUUAAGAAUGUUUUACAACAAUUAGGUGCCGUUAGUCGAAUGAUACCCGGUGCUAGUGGAAGAAAUCCUUUGGUGUAUGGUCGAUUUGCUGGGAAACGCCCUAGUGGAGAAAGCAAAGACAAGAAAAUCCCUACAGUGUUGAUUUAUGGACAUUAUGAUGUGAUUGCGGCUGAAAAUGAAAAUGAUGACUGGCAAAGUGAUCCUUUCAAACUUACUGGUAAAAAUGGAUACCUUUAUGGUCGAGGUACAAGUGACAAUAAGGGGCCUGUCUUGGCUUGCAUAUUUGCCGUCAAUGAAUUACUCAAGGAAGGCCUAUUGGAUGUAAAUGUGAUUCUUUUGAUUGAAGGGGAAGAAGAAAGUGGUAGCGUUGGAUUCUAUGAUGCAGUAAAUCAAAACAAGGAAUUAUUUAAAGAUGUGGAUAUGAUUUUAUUAAGCAAUUCUUAUUGGCUUGGUGAAGAUGUACCUUGCUUGACUUAUGGAUUACGAGGUGUUAUGCAUGCUUCCAUUUCGAUCUCCAAUACUAGAGCUGAUCUCCAUUCUGGUGUAGAAGGUGGUGCCGUUUCUGAACCUUUAAUUGAUAUGAUUCAUGUGCUUGGACAAUUAGUUGAUAACAACAACAAGGUCCUUAUUCCAGGAUUCUAUGACAAUGUUCGUCCUGUUACGGCCGCCGAAGAAAAACUGUAUGACCCUAUUAUCGAAUGGUUAAAAACGACAAAUUGCGAUCAAUCAGGUACUCGAUCUCAACAUUCAGGCAUCACUUCACCAACACAAACAUCCAUCACAGUGAAAAAGGAUCAUGUGGAUCAUGAGGAAGAAGCAAAAUGUACGGAAAUGAUCAAGAAAGAACUGAUGGCACGAUGGCGAUAUCCUACCAUGACUGUUCACAAGAUUGAUGUAUCAAUGAACAAUCCCACCAUUAUUCCACGUUGUGCCACAGCUGCUGUCAGUAUGCGUGUUGUACCAGAUCAAGACAUUAGUCAAAUUUGUGAUUUGUUUGAACAAUAUGUACGAAAGGCAUUUGCCACCUCUGGCUCUGAAAAUGAUAUAUCUAUUGAUAUUCAAAGUGCAUCUGAAUACUGGUUGGGCAAUCCUGACAAUGACUACUUCAAAGCAGUAGAACAAGCAAUUGAACAAGAAUGGAAUAUCAAACCGUUAUAUAUCCGUGAAGGGGGAUCCAUACCAGCUGUUCGAUGGUUAGAAAAGUUCUGUCAUGCGCCAGCAGUACACCUUCCUAUGGGUCAAGCAUCUGAUCAAGCACACUUACACAACGAACGCAUCCGGUUACGCAACCUUCACGCUGGGCGAAAUAUAGUAAAACGACUUUUACGUAAUUUACCUAGACAAACAUCUUCAUUAUCAUCAUCAUAAUAUAAUUUUAUAAGCACUAGUAUAGAAAUUUUACGAUUUUGAAAAUAAAGCUUCAUUUGAAUUUCCGCGAAGACA